AUGGAUGAUGAUGAUUCGGUGUUGAUAUCGAGUAUACGAAGUCAGUUAGAUCGUCUUAUGGAUUCGUUGGAUAACGAUGAAUACUUGGAAAUGAAGAAUGAAACAAUAGAGCAGUUGAAGGAACUGGAACGUACAUUGGAUCGUAUGAAAUGUGGUGAUUUUUCGUUAACUGAUGAGCUAACUGCUACAAAAAUGGCUAUUCAAAAUGCAAUCAGUGAAGCAUUUAAAACGCCGGAAAUUGUGGCAAUUUUUGCCAAAAAAGAACCUGCUUUACUUCGGCAGAAAUUGAUGCAGGUAGAAGCCGAGCAUCGCUUACGAAAGAUAUCAGACGAAAUAUAUGAAGCUAAAAAAUUGGAAAUUCUGCAUGCUUUAUAUAAGUUAAACGAUCACUUAUCAGAUGAAGAACGAAGUAUUAUCGAAGCUGCCUCCAGAAUUUCUGAUUUUCAAUUUGAAUUAGCGUCCAACCGUUUGAGUUGCGAUGAGUCUAUUAUCAAUAUGAACUUGUAA
Molecule: messenger RNA, 507 nt
Organism: Brugia pahangi
Lineage: Eukaryota; Metazoa; Nematoda; Chromadorea; Rhabditida; Onchocercidae
Source: the annotation of a GenBank genome assembly